Messenger RNA from Funneliformis geosporum, 576 nucleotides. The record is from the annotation of a GenBank genome assembly. NCBI's taxonomy places the organism in Eukaryota, Fungi, Glomeromycota, Glomeromycetes, Glomerales, Glomeraceae.
AUGCUUCAUGGACAUACUUACGAAAAUUUUUUUAUACGUGCGAUUAUGAGUCCAUCAUUUGUUAAACAAGCUUUGGUAUGGUCCGAAAAGAAUUUUGAAGAGAUGGAAAAAAUAUUAUGUAAUGAAAUUCAUACCGAACCGUUGACAGAUGAAGCUAUUAUUGAUAAUUUAAUGGAAGCUACCGCUGGAGUGAUCAAAAUUAACUUGCGAAGAACUAAACAAACUGAUGCGGUACUUCGAGAAAUUUCUCGAAUACACACAACUUUUGAUCUUAACUAUCGUGUGAGUACCCGAAAAAAAAUUUUAGAUGGUUAUGUUAUUCCUGCCGAAACUCAAAUUUAUAUACAUCAAUAUGGUAUAAAUAAGCAUAAAGCUCUUUGGACGAAUCCUGAAAAAUUUAAUCCUGAUCGUUUCUUGAAUAAUCGAGAAAAGACUUUGAACCUUACAUUUGGAGGAGGUAUAAGAAUGUGUCCGGGACAAAGUUUAGCAAUGAUGGAAUUGAAAACGUAUAUGGUAUUGAUGUACCGAAAAUAUGAUUUUGAAUUGGUUGAAUUAGUAGAAGUUGUGAUGAAUUGA